Molecule: messenger RNA, 2891 nt
Organism: Sorex fumeus (smoky shrew)
Lineage: Eukaryota; Metazoa; Chordata; Mammalia; Eulipotyphla; Soricidae
Gene: MMP14
Product: matrix metallopeptidase 14
Exons: 10
Coding region: 191-1936 (581 amino acids)
Biological process (GO): collagen catabolic process; zymogen activation; extracellular matrix organization
Cellular component (GO): extracellular matrix
Molecular function (GO): zinc ion binding; metalloendopeptidase activity
Source: RefSeq, a predicted model, not a curated record
CUUGCGGGAACUAACUCCUCGGCCACCACCUCCUCCUCCUCCUCGGCCACCACCUCCUCCUUCGCAAAGGACAGCGCUCGAGGAAUCCCAACUCGGUGCGUGGCCGAGACAAAGGCGCCCGGGGAGUGGCGGAGCGAGCCCCGGGCUUGGGCCGCGCCGCGCAGCCCGCAGCGCCCGCAGCCUCGCGGACAUGCCUCGCGCCCCGCCGCGCGCCCGCAGCCUGCUGCUCCCGCUGCUCGCGCUGGCCGCGGCGCUCGCCCCGCUCGCCUCGGCCCAGGGCAGCUUCAGCCCCGAAGCUUGGCUUCAGCAGUAUGGCUACCUGCCCCCCGGGGACCUGCGCACCCACACGCAGCGCUCACCCCAGUCGCUCUCCGCUGCCAUCGCUGCCAUGCAGAAGUUCUACGGGCUGCGAGUCACGGGCAAAGCUGAUUCGGACACCAUGAAAGCCAUGAAGCGCCCACGCUGUGGUGUUCCCGACAAGUUUGGGGCUGAGAUCAAGGCCAACGUUCGAAGGAAGCGCUACGCCAUCCAGGGCCUCAAGUGGCAGCACAACGAGAUUACUUUCUGCAUCCAGAACUACACCCCCAAGGUGGGCGAGUAUGCCACGUUCGAGGCCAUCCGCAAGGCGUUCCGCGUGUGGGAGAGCGCCACCCCGCUGCGCUUCCGCGAGGUGCCCUAUUCCUACAUCCAGGAGGGCCAUGAGAAGCAGGCCGACAUCAUGAUCUUCUUCGCUGAGGGUUUCCAUGGGGACAGCACACCUUUCGAUGGCGAGGGUGGCUUCCUGGCCCACGCCUACUUCCCAGGCCCCAACAUUGGAGGGGACACCCACUUUGACUCUGCCGAGCCCUGGACUGUGCGGAACGAAGAUCUCAAUGGCAACGACAUCUUCCUGGUGGCUGUGCAUGAGCUGGGCCAUGCCCUCGGCCUCGAGCAUUCCAAUGACCCCUCGGCCAUCAUGGCUCCCUUUUACCAGUGGAUGGACACUGAGAAUUUCGUGCUGCCAGAUGAUGACCGCCGUGGCAUCCAACAGCUCUAUGGAAGUGAGUCAGGAUCCCCCACCAAGAUGCCUCAACCCAGGACUACCUCUAGGCCCUCUGUUCCCGAUCGGCCCAAAAACCCCACCUACGGACCCAACAUUUGUGACGGGAACUUUGACACCGUGGCUGUGCUCCGAGGGGAGAUGUUCGUCUUCAAGGAGCGCUGGUUCUGGCGAGUGAGGAAUAACCAGGUGAUGGACGGCUACCCCAUGCCCAUCGGCCAAUUCUGGCGAGGCCUGCCCGCAUCCAUCAACACCGCCUACGAGAGGAAGGAUGGCAAGUUUGUCUUCUUCAAAGGAGACAAGCACUGGGUGUUUGACGAAGCGUCCCUGGAGCCGGGCUACCCCAAGCACAUCAAGGAGCUCGGCCGGGGGCUGCCCACAGACAGGAUAGAUGCCGCGCUGUUCUGGAUGCCCAAUGGGAAGACCUAUUUCUUCCGGGGAAACAAGUACUAUCGGUUCAACGAGGAGCUGAGGGCAGUGGACAGCGAGUACCCCAAAAACAUCAAGGUCUGGGAAGGGAUCCCCGAGUCUCCCCGAGGGUCAUUCAUGAAGGGCAGCGAUGAAGUCUUCACGUACUUCUACAAGGGGAACAAAUACUGGAAAUUCAACAACCAGAAGCUGAAAGUGGAGCCCGGCUACCCCAAGUCGGCGCUGCGGGACUGGAUGGGCUGCCCGUCCGGGGGCCGGCCCGACGGGGGCACGGAGGAGGAGACGGAGGUGAUCAUCAUCGAGGUGGACGAGCCAGGCGGCGGGGCCGUGAGUGCGGCGGCCGUGGUGCUGCCCGUGCUGCUGCUGCUCCUGGUGCUGGCGGUGGGCCUCGCCGUCUUCUUCUUCCGACGCCACGGGACCCCCAAGCGGCUGCUCUAUUGCCAGCGGUCCCUGCUGGACAAAGUCUGACCCCCACCGCCGGCCCGCCCGCCGCUCCCACGGGGACUCGGCCACCACGGCCAGUGGCAGCAGGUGGUGGUGGGUGGGCUGCCCCCUCCCCACGCCCCACCCCCACCUCCCUCCUUCUCUGUGCCCUGACUGGCCCCUCCCACUCUUGCCCCCACCUGCUUCCUCCCCAGAUGGGUCCCUCGGGACCGGGUAGGGCCGCUCCCAGCUCCCGCCGUCCCCCCACCCCCCAGCUCGCUGUGUCCGCCCCACCUGAAUGUCUUGGCUCUGCACUUGAAGGCAGGACCCUCCGACCUCGCUGGUAAAGGUCAUGUGGGGGCAUCUGCUCCUUUUCCAUUCCGUGACAUACUUUGAACCUCUGAACUCUGACCUCAGGAGGCACUGGGUACUCCUGCCCUGCCACCAGCCCCCCCCCAGGGGUACACAGCUGGCAGCCGCCUUGCCACAGACUGGGGCUGAAAGGAAUCCAGCCUGGUGGGGGGAGCAACCCUGAGAGAGUCGGGGGGUGGAGGCUGCCCCCCCACCCCGAGACCUUGGGGGGAAAGUGGAGAGAGGGUCGGUCCUCUGCACAGCCCCGGCCCCUGAGGAGAACUUCCACAGGAAGAGCCUGAGCCAUUGACCACUGAGCUGGAGCUUGCGGGGACCGAGGCACGUUGGCCUUGGCGGAGGGGCGGUGGGGGGGGGCUGAGACCAGGGGUGCCGAUAUUCAGGUGCAGGGAGCCCUGGGGGGAGCCUGAUGGCCAGGGAGAAGGAAACUUGCUCAAAUGAGGCAGCUGGGGCAGGCACCCAGGGGCACCGCAGUCUGGAGACGGGACAGGACCAAAAGCAGGUGUAGCACGAUGUUUGGUGGGGGGCCGGACGGCGGCGGGGACACCGUGCGGUGAGCUGUGGAGCUGGGAGGGUGCACGGAAGGCACCCCUGCACGUGUGUGCCUUACAGACAGUUUGGUGGGCAGGGG